Molecule: messenger RNA, 1167 nt
Organism: Paramecium tetraurelia
Lineage: Eukaryota; Ciliophora; Oligohymenophorea; Peniculida; Parameciidae
Exons: 5
Source: RefSeq, a predicted model, not a curated record
CAAUAAAUGUUAAAACUAACUCUUUGUGUAUUGUUAGUGCUCGGCGCAACAGCCAUCAAUGUCUAAUCAUCCAUCUGGACAAAUCGUGACUAAAAGGCUCUAGCUUAAAUCCACACAUCUGGCUGGGGUAAGUUCAUUUUGAAUUAUGCCGAACUUCAUAUGUAAACAGGAGGUAUCCUUUCUGAACUCAACAGCGAAAUUGAAAAACUCGUUGGUGAAUUGGAAGAGGAAUUAGCUGGAGUCCAUCACGAAUUCAAUAGAAGAACAGAUGUUCACAACAGAGAAGUUGCUAGACUUGAAUAAGAAAUUCAAGACAAGGAAAGAGAACUCUUCAAUGCUCAUGAUUUCUAUGAUAACGUUCCUCAUCCCAUAAAGAGAUAGAUUUGCUGCCUAACUUGAAUAAUUAUAAGAAAACAUUGCCUAAAACAGAAGAACACUUUCAGAAGCUGAAGUCAAAAGAGAAAAUGAUCACGAAACCUUCGAAUCAGAAGUUGCUGAACACAACGAUGCUAUCAGUGCUAUUGAUGAAUGCCUUUAAUUGUUGAGCACAAUCGCUACCCCAUCUCUUGCUUAAAUCAAAAAGGUUUAAAAGAACCUUAGCAAAAUCCAAAGUUCAUUGAAAAAACACAACUAAUUCCAAAUCUUCGUUAAAGUCCUCUUGGAAAUCACAGUUGAAUCUAACUUUGCUGACUAAGGUGCUCUUAGAGACAUUGUUGUUGCUUUCAAUAAUUUGAGAGUUGAAUUGGUUGAUUCACUCAACUAAAUCACUGCUGACGAAGCUUAAGCUGUUACUGAUUUCAAAAACUAAGUCAUCUAAUUAAACCAAGAACAUGCUGAAUUCUAAAGAGCAGUUGUUGUUAAGAAUGCCGAAAUUGAAGCUAAUGCCACCAAGAUCGAAUAAACCCUUGACCUCAUCGAUGAACUUGAUGCUGAUUUGGAAACCCUCAAUGGAUAAUUGUAAGCUGAAAACGAUGACUAUGCCUUCGCCACUGAUGUCUACAACGCCACCGUUGCAGAAUACAAUAAGGAAAUCAAUGCUGCCAACUAAGCCUUAGAAUUGCUCAACUAACCAAGAUUCUAAGAUUAUGUUAAAUCAUAACUCAAGGGAGCAUGAUCUAUUAAAAUAACAUCAAUCAAAAGUUAUCACCAUUCUAUCAAUUUCCUUUU